AUGGCUCCUGCACCACAUGUGCCAGCGGCUACAUCCCCUCUAGCAGCCGCUACAGCGACGGGCUUCGACGAGGAUGACGUCCUCUCACAACCUGGAGGUGCCCACGCACCCGCGGUUAUGGGGCUGACGAUGCAGGCGCUGUUCGGUCCCAUCUUCCAGGUGGAAGAACUUGACCGAGCCACAGCGAAGGAUCCGGGUCUCAUUGAUACACGGUCCAUCCUGCACGACCUCUUCGGUGGUGCCAUCCGCGAAGAUGACGUGCACCUCUUUCAAGAGGAGCGCUACGGUGUUGAGAUGCUGGCACGAGAGAUGAAAAUGAACAAAGAUGUGCUGGUGUACGAGGAGGGUGCGCGGUACUUCGGCAGCGCCGGCGCCGACGUACUGCGCGCCGAUCAGAACGUCCCUUUUACGCUUCUGGAGAGCUCGCUGCCGGAGCGCUGGGACGAGAAGCGGGAGAGGACGGCGACUCCGUCCUGGUUGCUGGACAUGCCGGUCAUCUUUCCGAACCGACAGACGCUGCACGCCGACCCGCGCCCUUGCGACCCGUCGACCUGCGCAUACUUGGAGAGCAACAAGUUUAUGCUCUACACGCCGACCAACGUGCUCCGGUGGAACGUCAGUGAUAAAGGGGUCUCGAGCAAUAGCCGCAUCGUGCGCUGGAGCGAUGGCUCCAUGACGAUGCACGUCGGCAAUGACGUACUGACGCUGCUUCCCUCGCAGGAGUCCACACUAAAUCUACUCGGCGAGACGCUAGAAGUGGGUAAGGCAGGGAUGGAAAUCGAUGCUGUGAUUGCCUCCACUGUUCCACAGAAGCAUCUCACCGCGCGCCUCGGGGAGGCGGCCUCUAUCGAGGCUGCCCUCGCGCAGGAGCGCCGCCAGCGCGAAUUGGCGAACCGGGACCGCAACUUGCCGUACGCGGACUCUGCUAUGCCAUCAAUCAACUGGGCUCGCCCGCGCAAGGGACGCAGCAUCCACGAAGAGUUUGUACGCGAGGAAUAUGAGAUGCGCGAGCGGGAAAUGAAGCGACGCAUAAAGGAUGGCCGGCCGAUGACACUGGCGGAGCAGCUGCAGUUAGAGGCACGACUUCAAGAUCAUGUCACAAAUGCCUCGGCGGAGCAACUGCAGGCGGAGCGCGAGGAUCAGCUGCGUCGGGCGGCCCUCAAAGCGGCGCAGCGCGCGGAGAACCGCAGUCAGAAGCGGAAUCGGUUUGACCGAGAUCUCGACCUGCACGGUGGCACCGAUAGUGGACGUGUCAUGGGGGGUGACCCAUUCCUGCGAGACAAAGAGGACGACGAGCGCGACAGCGAUGAGGACGUCAGCGAUGUCGACUCAUUCGAGCAGCAGUUGGCGGACAUGUACGCGCGAAACAACGCAACCGACGCUACGACAGAACCUGCUGAAAAGAAGCCCAAAUCCGAGCGAAGUAACUCUCGCUACAACGGUUUGGCGGCGGCACUUCGGUCUCUGCUGACGCAAAUUCCCAUGAACGCCGAGGCGUUCGCCUCUGUGGACGGCACACUCACCUUUAUUAGCAUGAAUGACACCCCCGAAGACGUAGUGAGGUCGGAGGUGCCGAAAAUGCUCGCCGAGGUGACGGCAGAGCUGCCGAUGGUGAACACACAGCGAGUGAAAGAGGAACUCGCCGCCCUCUUUCCUGGUGAGGUGUGA
Molecule: messenger RNA, 1668 nt
Organism: Leishmania mexicana MHOM/GT/2001/U1103
Lineage: Eukaryota; Euglenozoa; Kinetoplastea; Trypanosomatida; Trypanosomatidae
Exons: 1
Coding region: 1-1668 (555 amino acids)
Biological process (GO): positive regulation of transcription elongation by RNA polymerase II; transcription elongation by RNA polymerase II
Cellular component (GO): nucleus; Cdc73/Paf1 complex
Molecular function (GO): RNA polymerase II C-terminal domain phosphoserine binding
Source: RefSeq, a predicted model, not a curated record